GUGACUUUUGGCUACCCUGAGAUAACUUAUGGAGAUGUUCAAUUGUCCAUCCUGCCAGCACCCCCUGUGGGAGCCUGUGACUGUACCCUGUGGUCACACUUUUUGUAAGAGAUGCCUGCAAGGACCAACUAGGGGCAAGUGUCAUGUCUGCAAACACAAGCUGAAGAUCAGAGGUGACCAGAAUCUGAGAUGUAACACUCUGCUGUCUGAUCUCCUGGACAAGUGCCUGGACCCACCAACCAAAGUCAACAGGAUCACAAGGGACCUGCAGGAUCUGAUCACCCAGCACAAGUAUGAUGAGGCCGAGAAGGUAGCCUGCAAGGCUGUUGCCAUGGCUCCUCAGGAUGUUCCUUUGAGAGUACUUCGAUCCCAGGUUUAUGUGCAUUUGAAACAGUUUCCGGAAUCUUUGCGGGAAGCAGAAGUGAUCUGUAAUUUGCAGCCACAGGACCCAGAUGGUUUCUACAGAAAAGGAGUGGCUUUACUCAAUAUGGAAAAGAAAGAAGAGGCUCUCAUUAAUUUCCAGCAUUGCAUGAAACUGAACCCACAAUUCUUUGAAGCCCAUCAGGAAAUUGAGCAGUUGCUGAAAGAUUUUGGUCGUCCUGUGCCUCCUCUUCUGACUGAUCUACUGGAUGAUCUGUCUCAAAACCUGAAGUUGUCCUCUGUAGACUCUACUGCUCUCGUAUUCCCCCUUCAUGCCAGCAGUAUCAAUGUGAAGCUUGAAGGCAAUACGAAGACCUCCCUCACAGAGCCCUGUAGUAAUGGAAUGACAAAGUCUGCUGACAUAAACCAAGAACAGAGAAAGAGGAAGGAGCCAGAUGAAUUGUCACCACCAGACAAGGACAGACUAAGUAAGCAUUUCAAAUUAAAAGACACUUCGGAAGAAGAUGGUACUCAGAAAAUCGGCCCCAGUUCAUCCCUGAAAGAUCUGCUGAGCCUUUCUGAUGUGGAAUGUUCCCUGUGCAUUCGGAUGUUCUUGGAGCCGGUAACCACUCCUUGUGGUCACAACUUCUGCAAGGAGUGCCUGUUACGCUGCCUGGACCACCAGCCUUACUGCCCAUUGUGCAAGCAGAGCUUACGAGAGUACCUGAGGGUUGGCUGUUAUGAUGUCACUGCUCUUCUGGUGGACCUCAUGGAAGCCAUAUUUCCUUCAGAGGUGGCUGACAGGAAGCAGGUUCGUCUUACGGAGAUUGCUGAGAUGUCCAACCUGGUUAGCAAUGUGCCAAUCUUUGUUUGCACCGUGGCCUUUCCAGGCGUGCCCUGUCCUCUACAUGUUUUUGAACCACGUUAUCGUCUCAUGAUGCGUCGCUGCCUUGAAACUGGGACCAAAAGCUUUGGCAUGUGCCUUUAUGAGAGUGGGAAGAGCUUUGCAGACUAUGGCUGUAUGUUGGAGAUCUUGCACUUGGACUAUUUGCCCGACGGCCGGUCACUGGUGGAGACAGUUGGCAGGAGACGUUUCCGUGUGCUGCAGAGAGGCCAGUUGGAUGGUUAUCACAAAGCGGAGAUAGAGUACCUGUCGGACAAGAAGGUGGAGGGAGAAGAGCUGGAGGAGUUACAGAGAUUACAUGACAUGGUAUACCAGCAGCUGGAGGAAUGCUUCUCACAGCAGAGAGGGAGUUCUCCUCGAGGUAUCUUCAUGAAUCACACCAGCCCACCUCCGAAAGACGACAACAUACAGGCGUCUCCAGAUGGUCCAUUCUGGUGUUGGUGGCUCUUGUCCGUCUUGCCUUUGGAUCCGGCAUAUCAGAUGCUAAUUCUUUCCAUGACUUCAUUAAAGGAGAGGCUUUUCCAUCUGAAGCACAUUUUGUCAGUCUUCCUCCAGAGUCCCUCCUAGGCUCAUCAAGGCUUCUACACCAUAAUGAGUAUAAUUUAAGGAGACACAAAGCACAGGAUUUAAAAGUUCUGCACUGUCCGUCCAUAAGGGAUUAACUCUGCUCAUUUAACAUUGCUGCUUUGAUUGACUCUUCAAUGCAUGGAGUCAAGCUAUCCCUAGCACAAGAACAAUGUGUCUUCACUGGAACCUUAAUGGUCACCGCAAAUGUACUACACCUAAACCUUUGGCUCAGUGCCCUUAGAUAAUGGAAUGUAUUGAUUC
Messenger RNA from Nanorana parkeri, 2092 nucleotides. Its product is annotated as LON peptidase N-terminal domain and RING finger protein 1-like. The record is from RefSeq and is a predicted model, not a curated record. Gene Ontology annotation, molecular function: metal ion binding; protein binding. The transcript has 11 exons. Lineage: Eukaryota; Metazoa; Chordata; Amphibia; Anura; Dicroglossidae. The coding region runs from base 29 to 1831 and encodes 600 amino acids.